This is a messenger RNA of Oryza brachyantha (malo sina), 624 nucleotides long. Its product is annotated as sm-like protein LSM8. The transcript is spliced from 5 exons. Bases 146 to 445 code for a protein of 99 amino acids. Gene Ontology annotation, molecular function: RNA binding. The record is from RefSeq and is a predicted model, not a curated record. Gene Ontology annotation, cellular component: U6 snRNP; U4/U6 x U5 tri-snRNP complex; precatalytic spliceosome. NCBI's taxonomy places the organism in Eukaryota, Viridiplantae, Streptophyta, Magnoliopsida, Poales, Poaceae. Gene Ontology annotation, biological process: mRNA splicing, via spliceosome.
AAGGCAACGCUAGGGUUUUCGUGUCCGGCUCCCUCUGCGCCCAAAACCCAGCCCCGGCGGCGGUCCCCUUCCCUUCCUUUCCCCCUGGAGGCGGAGGCGGAGGCGGCUUCCGGAAUCUCUCCGCUCCACUCCACCGGAAUACAGGAUGGCGUCCGGCGGGCCGGGGCUCGAAUCGCUCGUCGACCAGAUCAUAUCCGUCAUCACAAACGAUGGCCGCAACAUUGUGGGCACGCUCAGGGGAUUCGAUCAAGCCACCAACAUCAUCCUCGAUGAGUCCCAUGAGAGGGUCUACUCUACCAAGGAGGGAGUGCAACAGCUUGUUCUUGGGCUGUACAUUAUAAGGGGCGACAACAUCAGCGUGGUGGGGGAGGUGGAUGAAGAGCUGGAUGCGAGGCUGGACCUGUCGAAGCUGAGAGCGCAUCCGCUGAAGCCUGUGAUCCACUGAUUUACCGUUGGCUGUGAAGUCGAUGCCUAGUAGCAUCGUUGAGGCAUGUAGGUAGGGUAGUAGCAAUUAAGACGAGAGAGCAUGAACAUGUAAUGUAUGUUUACGUGAGCUUGUGAUAUGGUGACUGAGGAUGUUUGUUUGUUUAUCCUGUCUGUGAUGAUAUUAAAAGAAAAAAAAAA